Molecule: messenger RNA, 1416 nt
Organism: Ilyonectria robusta
Lineage: Eukaryota; Fungi; Ascomycota; Sordariomycetes; Hypocreales; Nectriaceae
Exons: 2
Coding region: 162-1199 (345 amino acids)
Source: RefSeq, a predicted model, not a curated record
UCUACCAGGCUUCCACUCCCUCUUCUGGCAAGCAAUCUUGAUCUUAUCUUUCGAGAUCUUCACUGGGAUAUCGCAAUCCUGGCGCUGACGACAAUUCCGAUUAGACCGAGCCUUGCGCCAAAGUUAGGGAGUGAGAAUAGUUGCGAGAACUCCUAUCCAUCAUGGCAUCUGCCGCAAAGAAGCUGCCCGGGCUGUCGCUCGUAGUGCCCGUCGUUGCGCCCCUCGCCGUCGGCUCUAUAGGAUAUGCCGCCUGGCGCGUCAGCUGGAUUCCCCUCAUGAAGUCAUUCAUAAUGGGUCCUGGUCGCACUUCGAGGAUACUGUUGCUGCUGUUUGUCCUGUUUAACUGGAAGAACAUGCCAUUCGCGUGGACCUAUCGCGUCUUCUACACCAUUUUCUACCACAUGUCGUUGCGCAAGUCCCCGAAACACGGCCCCAAUGCGCUCUUCAAGCCCAUCAUCACUCCCUCGCACUCGCCUAUCCUCGAGAUCGACUACAACCUGCACAAGUCCAACUCGACCUACUUCGCCGACCUUGAUAUCUCGCGAACCCACCUCGUCUCGUACCUCGGCCGUGCCUCCAUGGCGUCCCUCUCGCGCAACUCGCAGACCAAGAUCGUUCUGGACCCGAAGACGGGCGCCCCGGUCAAGGGCCCCAUCGGCAUCAUGCUCGGCGCCGUCGAGUGCAGCUUCAAGCGCGAGAUCUCCGCCUACAGUGGAUUCGAGAUGUGGAGUCGCGUGCUCUCCUGGGACCGAAAGUGGCUGUACAUCGUCACCCACUUCAUCCCCAAGAACGCUGCCCGGCCGACUGAGUGGCUCGACGCCCGCUGCGCCAAGAUUCGCAAGCGCGGACCCAAUGAUCCUGCUGGCGGCUGGGAGAAGAAGAUUUACGCCACGGCCAUCAGCAAGUACGUCUUCAAACUCGGCCGCUUCACUGUGCACCCAGCCUACGUCCUCGGUGGCGAGUCGGGUCUGCUACCAGAGCGUCCCGGCGGCUGGAUGAGCGGCGAGGAGCAGGUGGGCGACAUGUCUGUGGAUGUGUCGGAUGUUGAUCUGUCGGUCGAGGGCGAGUGGGAUUGGCGUCGAGUCGAGGCGCAGCGCCGCAAGGGUAUGGAGUUGGCUUCAAAUUUCCACGAGCUGGAGAAGUUGCAUGAUGUCUUUGAUGGCGGCAACAACGGAGCGUUGGGCAAGUUUGGGCCCUAGAGAUCUAGACCAAGAGGUGGAAUAAGAGAAGACGAACGAUAAGAAGAUGGAAAAAGACAGUGCUGACUCGGAUAGAUGGCGUUCAAAGACGGAAUUGGGGCAUGGAAACCCCGUGGGUAAUGUUGCGGAGAGUUGGCAAACCUCUAAUAUUAAGUAUGCCAUUUAUAUAGCAGACCUGCUUAUGAUGUACAUAGAAUUGCGCAUGAAGAAUUUUACG